Messenger RNA from Medioppia subpectinata, 1421 nucleotides. NCBI's taxonomy places the organism in Eukaryota, Metazoa, Arthropoda, Arachnida, Sarcoptiformes, Oppiidae. The record is from the annotation of a GenBank genome assembly.
AUAACUAUUUAAAAAUAUUAAUCAUUAAAGCCAUGAAUAAAACUAAAUAUUUUGUUUUAUUAAUUAUUAGUGUAAACAUCAAUACAAUUGAUGUCUUGUCGGACAAUAAUUAUGGAAAAGUUAAUAAUAACUACACGUUUAGUGAAUCACUCGAUGAUCAGCACAAGUAUCACAUGUUCUGGACUUAUGACCAAAAGUCGGUCACUAUUAGAGUGCAGACAAUGAGUGACACAAACAACGACUGGUUUGCCGUCGGUUUCUCUCCCGACGGACUCAUCGGCGGCUCCGAUAUGUGUAUCCUUUGGACGGACACCACAUCUCAUUAUAAACUACUGGACAUACAUGUGGACAGCGAUGGCAUCGGUUUAGUGGACACCAGUAAUGACUUUCAUCUCAUAAACGCUACAAAACAAACAAAUGGUUUGAGUUUUGCGUUUAAACGCGCGUUCAAUACAUGCGAUCCAAUGGACUACACAAUUGAGGAUGGCACUACAAACAUUGUGUGGUCGACGGGCAGCGGUCUUCUCAUAGAUAAGAUUGAUUUUAAAGUUAUUAAAUACAACAUUAAGCAAAUAAGUUUGACGGACAUCCCGGAGCACAUCUCGCCUGACAUGAAAACUGCCAAAACAUAUAAUUUUCUCAACGAUAAGACACCGGUUCCUGUGCUAAACAGCUCAUUGCAAUGCACUGCACACCGAUUGCCUCAAGUACAUCACAUGAAACUAAUCGUAUUAAAAGACCCGCCAUUUGAUAACCAGCCAUAUCUGGCCGUUGAUUGCAAUGACUCGAGGUUGCAAUUAUGGAAUCAAAUUAGCGCUAUUGCUAAAGGGUCUAAAGCCUUCUCAUACCCCGAUGAGACCGGGGUAGCCAUUGGUGGCCGCAGUGGCGCCCAAUACAUACUAUUACAGACACAUUACAUCAAUCAGGCGCUAACACCGGGCCUACGGGACAGUUCAGGUCUGCGCAUACAUGUGGUCAGUAAACUACGGCAAUACGACGCUGGGCUGAUAAAAAUCGGGAUGGAUGUUUGGGCUCAAUUCGCUGACCUCCCGGUCAAUCGGUCGGCAGUAGAUCUGUUCGCGUACAUGACCUCCGAGUGCUCGUCUCGGGCGCUGCCACCCCAUGGCAUCACUAUAUUUGCCCAACAGUUUCAUACACACCAACGCCGCACCCGUGGUUGGACUCAACACGUACGCCAUGGCCGUGAACUGAGCAUGGUCAAUCGGGAUGAGCAUUGCCAUUUUCAAUACCAGUAUAUUAUGCACUUAAAGCGCCGGAUUCAUGUACUGCCAGGCGAUGCACUCAUUCACACGUGCCAAUUGCCAGUGACACCCGAGAUCAUGUGCAGCACAUAUUUGCAUUAUUAUCCGGCUGUCAAUUUAAAAGUGGAGAUCAAUGAUAUGCACGCAUACAUAGAGUGA